AUGGCAGCCAUUGCAGACAAAUCAUUUACUAGAUUUGCACACUCGUCCCAAAGUCACCCGUUGAUAUGCGGCGUGCAUGAGCAAAGGGAGCGUGACUUCUCCUUUCUGAUUCAGCAAGUCGAGGACCAUGUCUCAAUCUUGGAAAAUCAUCGCCAACAACUUGCUAGUGAGCUUCAUGUUCUGCGAGAAUAUUCAUGGGGCUUGCAUCGAGAGUCGUCUCGCUGUCAUAUCCUGCUCUCGCCGGCGGAUCGCCUUCCACGCUUCGUCCCACUUCGGGCAGUGACGGUCGUUGAUAGCGUGAUUGCCUUAACAGGCAGCGCAUUUAACAACAUCCGAUGUGCACUACUCAACGCGAUGAUGGCCCGCGCACUUACCGCAGGCCUCGGGGUUCGGGCACCGGUCCUCCUUAUGUUUAUAUUUUUGACAUUUGCGGCAUCGCAGCGGCCUCGGACGUUCAUAGAAUCUAUCGGAGAACGCUGCUUCCUCUCGCACAUGGGCAAUUCGACGGGUUAA
This is a messenger RNA of Penicillium angulare, 513 nucleotides long. RefSeq lists its product as uncharacterized. Lineage: Eukaryota; Fungi; Ascomycota; Eurotiomycetes; Eurotiales; Aspergillaceae. The record is from RefSeq and is a predicted model, not a curated record. Bases 1 to 513 code for a protein of 170 amino acids. The transcript is spliced from 2 exons.